CACUGAAAAAUAAUUUCAUUCCAAGAUCCAAGUUCACCUUUUGCAGAUAAUUUAAAUUUAUUUCAUAACUUUACUAUAAUUUUCAUAAUUAUAAUUAUUAUUUUAACAUUUAUAAUUAUAGCUGAUAUUUAUUUAAAUAAAUAUAUAAAUCGAUUUCUUUUAAAAAACCAUAAUAUUGAAAUUAUUUGAACAAUUUCUCCUAUAUUAAUUUUAAUAAUUAUUGCUUUCCCUUCAUUAAAAACACUAUAUUUUAUUGACGAAAUUUGAAAUCCAACAUUUUUUACAAUUAAAUCUAUUGGACAUCAAUGGUAUUGAAGAUAUGAAUAUCCUGAAUUAAAUAUAAUUGAAUUUAGCUCUUAUAUAAUUAAAAAUAUUGAAGAUAUAAAUAUAUUUCGAUUGUUAGAAACAGAUAAUCGAUUAAUUGUUCCGAUAAAAAUACCUAUUCGUAUAUUAGCAACAUCAACUGAUGUAAUUCAUUCUUGAGCUAUUCCUUCAUUAGGAGUAAAAAUAGACGCAACACCAGGGCGUAUUAAUCAAAUAACUUUAUUUGUUUCACGACCAGGAAUUUAUUUUGGGCAAUGUUCUGAAAUUUGCGGGAUUAAUCAUAGAUUCAUACCUAUUAUACUAGAAAGAACUAAUUUUAAAAACUUUAUAAAUUGACUAAAGUCAGCCUAAAAAAUUAGUUAAAUAAAUAACAUUAAAUUGUCAUUUUAAAAUUAUUAAUUUUUAAUAUUUUUUUCAUUAGAUGUCUGAAAUGCAGGAACUGGUCUCUUAAACCAUAAAAUAGUAUAAGCAAAUACUUCUAAUGAUUUUUAUAUCCCACAAAUAAUACCAAUAAAAUGAUUAUUAACUUACUUAAUUUCUAUUAUUAUAAUUUUUUUAUUUAUUAUUGUUAUUUAUUAUCAGAAUAUUAAUUUUAAACAGUCUGAAAAAAUGAAAUUAAAUAAUAAUUAUUGAAACUGAAAAUGAUAACAAAUUUAUUUUCAAUUUUUGAUCCUUCUACAAGACUUUUUACUUCUAUAAAUUGAUUAGCUUUACUUAUACCAUUAUUUUUUUUACCCUAUUCUUAUUGAAUUUUACCUUCACGAUUACAAAUUGUUUUAUUAAUAUUAAUAAAUUUAAUUUUUAAAGAAUUUAAGUCAUUAACCAAAAGUAUUUAUAAGUCAAAUAUUAUUAUUUUUAUAAGAACAUUAAUUUAUAUUUUAUUAAUAAAUGUUAUAGGUUUAAUUUCUUAUAUUUUUACUCCAACUAGACAUUUAUCAGUCAAUUUAUCUAUCUCUUUAACUUUAUGAGUAAGAUUUAUAUUCUAUGGAUGAUUAACUAAUACAAACUCUAUAUUUAUUCAUUUAGUACCUUUAAAUACUCCGCUAAUAUUAAUAAAUUUUAUAGUAUUAAUUGAAUCAAUUAGAAAUUUUAUUCGCCCAUGAACUCUAGCAAUUCGACUAUCAGCAAAUAUAAUUGCAGGCCAUUUAUUAUUAUCAUUGCUUGGAUCUUCUAUAAGUAAUAUAUUUAUUAUUUUAAUCCCUUUAGUUAUUGUAGUUCAAAAUAUAUUAAUAUUACUAGAAAUUUCUGUAUCUAUUAUUCAAUCAUAUGUAUUUUCUAUUUUAAGUAUUUUAUAUUUUAAUGAAGUAAACUAA
This is a messenger RNA of Hylaeus volcanicus, 1637 nucleotides long. Its product is annotated as cytochrome c oxidase subunit 2-like. Lineage: Eukaryota; Metazoa; Arthropoda; Insecta; Hymenoptera; Colletidae. The annotation marks the transcript as partial. Gene Ontology annotation, biological process: ATP synthesis coupled electron transport. The transcript has a single exon. Gene Ontology annotation, molecular function: copper ion binding; cytochrome-c oxidase activity. Gene Ontology annotation, cellular component: membrane. The record is from RefSeq and is a predicted model, not a curated record.